AUGAUCGCCCUCAACGUGCUUGUCCUCGCACUCAGCGCCGUCUCCGCUAUCGGCAGCGAGCUAGCCUCUCGCGCGCCCAAGCGUGGAUGCGGGACCGAGAUCUCCCCAGCGCAGAAGGACGCCGUUGAGGCCGACUUUGCCGCCCGGCGGACCGCGCUCCCCAAGAAGCUGACGGCUGCGAUCGUGACCAUCCCGACAUACUACCACGUCGUCCGUCGCGGUACGACGCUUUCGGGCGGCGAUGUCCCUGACUCCCAAAUCACCGCCCAGAUGGCCGCGCUCAACGCCGCGUUCGCCAACACAUCCUACACCUUCGAGCUCGUCAACACGACGCGGACGACGAACACCAACUGGUUCCAGCGGGCGUCGCUCUACUCGGACGGCCUGUCGAACCAGAAUGCGAUGAAGGCCGCCCUUCGCCGGGGCGACGCGGGCACGCUCAACCUCUACUCGGUCGGCUUCACGAGCGGGAGCGCGGCGUCCAACGGGCUGCUCGGCUACGCCACCUUCCCGUCGAGCUACGAGGACGCCCCCCAGGACGACGGCGUCGUCUUUUUGUACAGCACCGUCCCCGGGGGCAGCACCGCGAGCUUCAACCUCGGCGGCACGGUCCAGCACGAGGUCGGCCACUGGGCCGGGCUCUACCACACCUUCAACGAGGGCGACCUCCAGGGCACGUGCAACGGCUCGUCCGACGAGGUCGACGACACCCCCGCGCAGCGCAGCCCCACCUCCGGCUGCCCCGCGCGCGCGGACACGUGCCCGAGCCUCCCCGGCGACGACCCGAUCCACAACUACAUGGACUACAGCACCGACGUCUGCUACACCAACUUCACCCCCGGCCAGGUCGCGCGCAUCAGCGCGCAGAUGGGCGUCUACCGCGGGAUCUAG
Mycena indigotica is the source of this 891-nucleotide messenger RNA. Its product is annotated as Metalloprotease. The transcript has 4 exons. The coding region runs from base 1 to 891 and encodes 296 amino acids. The record is from RefSeq and is a predicted model, not a curated record. Gene Ontology annotation, molecular function: metallopeptidase activity. Lineage: Eukaryota; Fungi; Basidiomycota; Agaricomycetes; Agaricales; Mycenaceae.